This is a messenger RNA of Rhododendron vialii, 2794 nucleotides long. Its product is annotated as protein JINGUBANG-like. Gene Ontology annotation, molecular function: protein binding. The transcript has a single exon. The coding region runs from base 666 to 2021 and encodes 451 amino acids. NCBI's taxonomy places the organism in Eukaryota, Viridiplantae, Streptophyta, Magnoliopsida, Ericales, Ericaceae. The record is from RefSeq and is a predicted model, not a curated record.
UAUAGACCAUUGGGGUCUGUUCUAAAAACACAAACAAAAAUUAUGUACCUUUUGGCACAUUUUAUCCUCCUACCCAUAUUUCAAGAGUGAUUACGCAGUGCUUUUGCUACGUCACAUGGCGCUGCUCCAUGAGCCUUUUCCACCAUAAGCUCCGUAACGAAAUCCACACAAAUGUAUGGCAAAAAAUGCCCACGCAUGUAAUAUCACGUGGCGGUGCUCUGGAGAAGCCAGCAGUAAUUUUCCAUAUUUUAGAGCUCGAAAAGUUUCCCAUAAUAGAUUCUUAUAAUAGUGCACAAACCAGCCGCCGUGCAUGUCUCACCACCAAUCCUUUUCUAACAAACAAAAAAAACAAAAAACAAAACCAACACCAACGUCGGUCCCUAAUUUUCUCUCUCCCCCACAAAAUUGUCCACACGUAAGACUAACGUUUUGUCCCAACACGUGUCCUCAUCCCAUUGCCCCAUAUCUCCCUUAACCGUUCCUCUCCGUUUAUAACUUACUCUUCUCUCUCUCCUCUCCCGCCCUUUACACUUUUUAUAUUCUCCUUCCAAAAUCCUUCUCUCUCUCUCUCUCUCAUCAUAUCUGCAACCUUUCGGCAAUCCUUUCUGUUCGUUUCCUUCAAAGAAUACAUAGGAUUUUGGUGAACGUAACUACCUGAAACAUCCAUGUACAGUGAGAGGAAAAGCUUACCUUCAAUGUCCCACAACAUGAUGCACUCCGACCCGAACCUUUCCUCAUCGACCGUCACUGACGAGGACUAUGCCGCCCGGAACAGCAGCUUCUCCGCCUUUGACCCGAGCCGGAUGAGCGGAGAGGGGUCCCCCAUGAUGAUGUCUCCCUGGAACCAAACCACUCCCUUCAACAAAUCACCAUGGUCCCAGCACUUUGACGAGAACCCACCUCAAAACCUCCCGCAAAACGGCCUCAUCUCCUCCCUCGUUCGCGAAGAAGGCCACAUUUACUCUCUCGCGGCCUUUCGCGACCUCCUCUACACCGGGUCCGACAGCAAGAACAUCCGGGUCUGGAAGAACAUGAAGGAGUUCUCCGCGUUCAAAUCCAACAGCGGGUUGGUGAAGGCUAUUAUCAUCUCGGGGGAGAAGAUUUUCACGGGUCAUCAGGACGGGAAGGUCCGGGUGUGGAAGAUCCACCCGAAGAACCCGAACGUUCACAAGCGGGCCGGGACAUUGCCCACUUUCAUGGACAUAUUCAAAUGCUCAAUCAAGCCGAGGAACUACGUGGAAGUUAAGAGGAAGCGGACUGCUAUCUGGAUUAAGCACAUCGAUGCGAUUUCCAGCUUGAGCAUGGAUCAACAAGCGGGCCUUUUGUAUUCGGCUUCUUGGGACAGAACAUUUAAGGUCUGGAGGAUGGAAAACUCGAAGUGUCUCGAGUCCGUUAAGGCCCACGACGAUGCCGUUAACUCAGUCGUGGCCACCGUUAACGGAAUGGUCUUCACUGGAUCCGCUGACGGGACCGUCAAGGUUUGGACGAGAGAGAUUGCAGGGAAGGUGACGAAACACACACUGAUAGACACGCUGUUGAAACAAGAGUGUGCGGUUACGUCUUUGGCCGUAAGCGGGUCGGGUUCGGUGGUCUACUGCGGGUCGUCGGACGGGCUGGUGAAUUUCUGGGAAAGGGAGAAGGAGCUGUGCCACGGUGGGACACUCAAGGGGCACAAGCUGGCGGUUCUGUGCCUCGCGGCUGCAGGUAAUCUGGUGUUCAGCGGGUCGGCGGACAAGACCAUAUGCGUGUGGAGGAGGGAGGGGAUGGUCCACACAUGUCUGUCCGUCUUGACGGGCCAUACCGGGCCCGUCAAGUGUCUUGCCGUGGAGGAGGACCGGGAAUCGACGGCUGGGGAUCAAAAAUGGGUGGUGUACAGUGGGAGCCUCGACAAGUCUGUGAAGGUGUGGAGCGUGUCGGAACUGGCGCCUGAUCUGCAUCAGAUGGCCAUGAUGCAGCAACACUACAGUACUUCCUCGGAGGGGAACGUUUCGUGGGAUUCUAUUCCAUCAGCAAAGUACUGAUCAAGCUGGCGGGGCCGGGCCAGAACUUCCGAUACGGUGAGUGACACGUGUAACCUUAAUGAAGAACUUGUGAUGAUUCUCGUAUGGCAACACGUCGUAUUGAAGAACAGGAGGAUUGUUGUUCUGUAUUGUUGUGGACAUGCAUGAUUAUUGGAUUAUUGGAGAGGGCAUUGAAACAGAUUGAGAUUUUUUUCCCCCUUACAAACAUAGCUAAUGUAUCCUAAAAAACAGUUUUUCAUUUGUUGCAGUUUGUGAAUGUGUUUUCUAACAUUCCCCCAUUCUUUUGCUCCUGGGGAAUUUCCCGGGUCAGGAGGCACUAGCCUCACCAUAUGGGUGCCAUUCAUUUUGCGCCUCCAUUUUAAAUCAAACCCAGGCUGUCUUUUGUUGAGGAUUUUAGAUCUCGAAACUGAUACUCGAACCACGAUAACAGAAACAUGUCGUUCAUGUCAGUGCAUUUAUCUAUAUUGGCUCUACAAACUUUGGAAUUCUGUACUAGUUUGUCUGGUUUGAUAGUAUAAUAGGACUACUCGGAUAGGAAGUCAAAACUAGCUAGGCGGAGGUUUCAAAGGUUACGCAAUCCCAGUGACAAGAAAUUAUUCUGCAUUGUAACAUUUCGUGAUUCAGGAGUUAUCAACUAGGAAAUUGACAAACAAGUCAAGAAAAAUGUUCUACAAGUUAUUAUGUAGUGAAAUGACUUAAUCAGGAUGAGUCAAACUGUUUGUUCUUUUGCAUUAUUCGACAAAUGAGAAUACCAUUACUAUGUGUGCAAUUGC